UUCCUAGAUUUCCUGUGUCACAUUUAUUGUUUCCCCUAUCAGAAGUGCACAUUUGCAGACAUGCUGAGUUGUUUCAAAGAUAAAGUUGGUGAUGUUUUAUUACCAGGAGAUGUAUUUUAUUUUCAAAUGCCUGAAAGUAUCACCGACAGCAAACCCGAGAAAGUUGUUUGUGGACCAGGGCUUCGGCGAAACGGAGAUGAAGUUCUCGUUUGCAAAAGCGGAAUCCUACGACAUAAACAACCGAAUCUGUACUGGAUAGACUCUCAGCAACGGAGGUAUGUUCCAGGAAAGGGGGAGAGUGUGAUUGGCAUCAUAACUGCCAAGUCAGGUGACAUCUUCAAGGUGGAUGUAGGGGGUGAGCAGGCAUCACUCUCCUACCUCGCCUUCGAGGGGGCUACCAAGAGGAAUAGACCUAAUGUGCAGGUGGGGGACCUGGUGUACUCUCAGUUCAUCAUUGCCAACAAAGACAUGGAGCCGGAGCUGGUGUGUAUAGACAGCUGUGGACGAGCCAACGGGAUGGGGGUGUUUGGAGCAGGCGGGCUUCUCUUCAAGGUGUCCCUAGGACUUGUACGCAGGCUGCUGGCACCCCAGAGUGAGAUAGCCAAGGACCUGGAGAAGAUGUUCCCCUUUGAGAUUGUGGUGGGGAUGAACGGGCGGGUGUGGGUCAAGUCCAAGACCAUCCAGCAGACCCUCAUCGUGGCCAACCUGCUGGAGAGCUGUGAGAACAUGACAGCCCAGCAGCGACAGACGCUCUUCAGAAGGGUGGCCGACGGAUCCAUCUAGGCUAGGGGACCACUCUGCUCCGGAGAAGGAUGUUCGAGAACUGUCUGAUUUAAUGGGGUUUGGCUCAAUCAUUUGAAGGCAAGGAGGAAUUGGUGUGGUCGUCUCCUUUCCUUGUCUCCUCUCCUGACUACUGAGCUAAAAGUGAUGAAUGAAUCACAACUGAGUGAUGAAUGCAGUGUAGUUGAAACUUAUCAAGUCAAAGGGGAUUUUGACCCCAGUGUGUUUGCGCUGUGUGAAUAAUCCUAUUUUUUUUUACGUAUUUUGUUCGUCAACUACAUUUGAGAAAUAAAUAAUGAAUCUCGGUUGAUUAAAAAUAAAUAAGUGCUCCUGUUCAAACCAG
Molecule: messenger RNA, 1123 nt
Organism: Oncorhynchus nerka (sockeye salmon)
Lineage: Eukaryota; Metazoa; Chordata; Actinopteri; Salmoniformes; Salmonidae
Product: exosome complex component RRP40
Biological process (GO): TRAMP-dependent tRNA surveillance pathway; U4 snRNA 3'-end processing; poly(A)-dependent snoRNA 3'-end processing
Cellular component (GO): nuclear exosome (RNase complex); cytoplasmic exosome (RNase complex)
Molecular function (GO): RNA binding
Source: RefSeq, a predicted model, not a curated record